AUGUCCUUUCGGAUUGUGGCUUUUCCGUACUCGCCACCUGCUGGUGCUCCGUAUGCCGAUGCCUGUCUGUCUGCACAGCCAGGUGAACGGUUGCGUCUGGUGCGCCGUGUUGAUCCGUGGGCCAUUGUGGAGUCGGGCGGGCGAUUUGGUCUUUUCCCUAUCGUUUUUACUCGUGAUGAUCGUCAGGGUUGCCCCAGGAUGCGUACAGCAGCACGUGAGGAGCUUGUCGAGACCAUAUCGCUGUCUCCAGAGGACAACAUUGUCCUUGAAGAAAAGGAUAGCGAUAAUAUCUUGAAUCAUGCUGCGGGGGUGGCCCCGCCACAUGAGACCAAACAGGAUAAGGCUGAAGUUUUUGUUGUGCCCGGCUGCGGUAGUACUAGCGGCUGCAAAAAUGGGCUUGACAACAGUAACAAGAUCAGCAGCAGCGGUGUGGAAGACCACCACCCAAAAUACGUGGAUUGUAAUGCGGCCGCUGAGGACGAGGGGUGGCGCACAAAGAAGGACGCUUCUUUCUUGAAGAAGGUGCCGCGUCGCUGCUCCGGGCAACGUGUGAGUGAGAGGCGGCGUGAUGGUGACUGUUUUCAAUAUGAGACUGAGGGACGUGGAAAUCCUCAUGGGGAAUGUCUUGCGGAUGCCCGUUUGCAAAAAACCGAGGAAGAGGAGGGGGAAAAAGAAACCGUUACUUGCAGCCGUCACGUCCGAGUAUCCGUCAUUGAGGGGAAAGAAAAACUAGUCUCUCCACCGCAGCAGGCAAGGCCGGUCGUUCAGGAGUGUAGCAGCGAUGCGCUGCAAGAGUUGCGCAGGCAGUACAUAGAGCUGGACGCGGAAAUGGCGUGGCUUUCUCACGUCACGGAAAAUGUGAGGGCGGAGCGUCAGCGCGUGAGGGAUGCGCACGCUUCCGAUGCUCAACAACGUGCAGCACAGGAACUUGCCAAUACGGAGGAGAUGGAGCGGUUGAUUCGUAAUAUUGCGGCAAAGGACGCGGAGCUGAAAGCGGCCAGGAAAUACGCUGUUCACCUCCGUUCAAUUUUGCUGGCGAACAAUAUAACUGGUGAUUUCUUGGAGUCCUUAUCACCAACACCGCCGCCGUUAUUUUUUUCUUUGCCGUCAUUUUUGCAGCAGAUACAGGAACAGUGUAAUGGCGACAAGGAAAACAAGGAUGAUGCUUAUAAUAAUAGUCAUGAAGAUGAAGAUGAGGAUGAUGAUGAUGAUGAUGAUGACGUCUCAGAACCCGUGGAGGAAUUGGCACGAGAUGCGAAUGCUGCAGCGGAAGUAAAUGCCAUCAAGGAGUGCAUCAAGCAGGAACAAGAAACCCUGCAGGACUAUCGCGAGCAGCAUAAUCAACUGAUUGCACACAUGAAGCGUUUGAGGCGGAUUCAGGCGGCUAUAGAGGAAGAGUCAUGUGCACUGCGGGAGUCUGAGGAGGCUCUGGAGGCGGUGGCGCCAACAGGGUCAUACGAGGUUGUGCGGGACGGUGGUUUCAUUAGUGAAGGGCCACUGCAGCCUGUUGGCAGUGGAAAGGCUUCUGUUUUAUCGCAGGGAGGUGCGGGGGAAGUUGAUGUUGCUAUGCGGGAGGGGUUUGCAUGGCCCGCCACACUUCCCGGGCUAACAGCAGAGGAGCAGGAUGCCUUGAGCAACUACCAGCGACUCUUCAAUAAGUACGAGGCGAAGCAUCAAUACUGGCAGAAACAGCAUGAGGAGGCGACGGAAAAAAAGUUGUCCUCCGUGAAUGAAAAACUUCGAGCCACGAUAUCGAAAGGCGACAUGGCGCUGAAUGAAUUAUUGCAGCGAACGGAAAAUCUGAAGGAAUUUGUCACCAAAUACGGCCCAGUGGCGGAGUCCAUCCGUGAACAGGUGGCAGUGAGCCAAAGGAUACUGGAGCGGCAGAGAGAGAAGUGCGGCGACGCUCGUGCCGCGUAUGAAGCCGCUGCGGCAUCCAAAAAAAGAGACCACAAAAGGUGA
Messenger RNA from Trypanosoma cruzi, 1962 nucleotides. RefSeq lists its product as uncharacterized. Lineage: Eukaryota; Euglenozoa; Kinetoplastea; Trypanosomatida; Trypanosomatidae. The coding region runs from base 1 to 1962 and encodes 653 amino acids. The transcript has a single exon. Gene Ontology annotation, molecular function: protein binding. The record is from RefSeq and is a predicted model, not a curated record.